Molecule: messenger RNA, 243 nt
Organism: Porites lobata
Lineage: Eukaryota; Metazoa; Cnidaria; Anthozoa; Scleractinia; Poritidae
Source: the annotation of a GenBank genome assembly
AUGAAUGGUUGUAAUCGGUCUUUCCAAAUAUCCUGGCAGCAACGUUAUCCUUGGCUCGUUUACAGCAAGGAAUGUGACGGUGGUUUCUGUCUCCCAUGCGUUUUAUUUGCCAUACGCGAAAGCUUAGGUACCUUAGUAACCACUCCGUUCAAUCGGUGGACAAAAGUAAGUAAAGUGUGUGGCGAACAUGAGAAACAUCGUUACCACAUCGAUGCCAUGGUUGCAUACGAUAAUUUUCUCUCG